AAGCAUUUAGUAUUUCCGAAGCUUUUGACUAUUCUGGGCUUACAAAAUGAACCGUUACACGACAAUGAAACAACUGGGCGAUGGCACCUAUGGCAGUGUGUUGAUGGGAAAGAGCAAUGAGUCAGGAGAACUUGUGGCUAUCAAAAGAAUGAAAAGAAAGUUCUAUUCAUGGGAUGAAUGUAUGAAUUUGAGAGAAGUCAAGUCUCUGAAGAAACUGAAUCAUGCCAAUGUAAUAAAGCUGAAAGAAGUCAUCCGAGAAAAUGACCAGCUGUAUUUUGUGUUUGAAUACAUGAAAGAAAAUCUCUAUCAAUUAAUGAAGGACAGAAACAAGUUGUUCCCUGAGUCAGUCAUCAGAAACAUUAUGUAUCAGAUAUUACAAGGGCUAGCAUUUAUCCAUAAACACGGAUUUUUUCAUAGAGAUAUGAAGCCUGAAAACCUUCUGUGUAUGGGUCCAGAACUUGUGAAAAUAGCUGAUUUUGGUUUGGCUAGAGAGCUAAGAUCUCAGCCACCAUAUACAGAUUAUGUUUCUACCAGGUGGUACCGUGCUCCUGAAGUAUUACUCAGAUCAUCAGUUUAUAGCUCUCCUAUUGAUAUAUGGGCAGUUGGCAGCAUAAUGGCAGAACUAUACACACUAAGGCCUCUUUUCCCAGGGACAAGUGAAGUAGAUGAAAUCUUCAAAAUUUGCCAAGUAUUGGGGACUCCAAAGAAGAGUGACUGGCCAGAAGGAUACCACCUUGCUUCUGCCAUGAAUUUCCGCUUCCCACAGUGUGUCCCUAUAAACCUGAAAACUCUCAUCCCAAAUGCAAGCAGUGAAGCAAUACAGCUCAUGAAUGAUAUGCUGAACUGGAACCCAAAGAAAAGACCUACAGCAAGUCAGGCUUUGAAGUACCCUUACUUUCAAGUUGGCCAGGUUCUAGGACCUCCUUCACAAUACUUGGAGAAGCAGACUCCUCUUAAAGCAGUUCAGCCAACAGAGCCAAAGCCCACUCUACCCAAACUGGAGGCUGUAGCCAAGCCAGAACCUCUGUCCUCGCCUGAGGUACCUGACAAAACACAGGCACAGCCCCUGUCAAAGGUUGACCACUCACCUCUCCAGCAAAUCCAGUUGCCUCAGAAUACAGUGAACCAGCAAAUAGCAAAACACCAGCAGUCUCAGGCACAGCCGUUUUUUCCAGCCCUCAUUAAAAACUCACCACCAAAACAAGCAGCUAGUGGUCCUCAGAAUGGUGCAGCAGGUCUUAAAAGCUGCAGGAGACGAUGGGGUCAGACUUUGGUAAAGGCUGUGGACAGCUGGGAUGACUUGGAUGACGCUGAAUUUGGAAUGUCAUAUUCAAAGAAGCCUAGCAUUGCACUAUUGAAAGAAAAGAAAAACAAAGAAUGCCUUUUGGGUGGGCCAGAUCCGAAGGUUUCAGGCUGUAUCCAGUCAGGAGGUGAAAAUAAGGUUCCAAUGAGAAAUGAUUCUGGAAUAUCAAAUACAUCAGCAAAACAGUACUACCUGAGACAAUCAAGAUACCUGCCUGGUGUAAACCCUAAGAGUGUCUCUUUAGUAGCAGCCGGUAAAGAAGGAUCACACGGAAGCUGGAGCAAUCAGUUGUUUUCUAAACCACUAGGGCAUGUUGGAGGAGGACUGUCUUUCAACAAAAAUAAUACAGAAGAGAACUUAAUUAUACCAAUUGAAAAACUAUCAUGCAAAGAAAGGUUGAAUGAAAAAUUAGAGGAUCCAAAAGGAAAUCCUGGCUUUGUAGGGGCUGCUGCUUACAACCCACCAGGAGGAUAUAUCCCCUCGUUUCAUAAAAAAGAAGUUGGAUCUGCUGGACAGCGGAUACAGCUAGCGCCUUUUGGGGCACCUGCCUCAGAUUAUUCUUGGAAAACCAAAGCUGCUCGUGCACAGUUACCAGGAACUACUUACAAUUCAGCAACCAGAACCAUGAAUAUCUUGACUCGCCCACCAACAAUCCAGCCAGUACAUGGAAGAACAGACUGGGUGGCCAAGUACGGAGGGCACAGAUAGAGAGUGUCGUCCUGCAGAGAUGUUACGUGAGCUGCGUUCGGUCCUC
Tinamus guttatus (white-throated tinamou) is the source of this 2057-nucleotide messenger RNA. NCBI's taxonomy places the organism in Eukaryota, Metazoa, Chordata, Aves, Tinamiformes, Tinamidae. The record is from RefSeq and is a predicted model, not a curated record.